AUGUCCCUGGAUGUGGGAGUUGUGCGGUGUCGCGACGUCAAGCUAGGGCAGUCGUCCUUCACGAGGAGCGCGGAAUUUGCGAACGCCGUCAAGAUGCCGUUGAACGCGGCGAGCAGCCGGAGAUCCAAUGGCUGUCGGCUGUCGCUGCGUGCAGCAAUGAUGGAGACGCCGCCGGUACCGAUGAAGAGCCACGAGGAGCGAAACCUGCCGCACAUCGAGCAGAUCAAGGCGCUGUCCCUCAUAACGGCCAUCAAGACGCCGUACCUCCCAGACGGCCGCUUCGACCUGGACGCGUACGACGAGCUGGUGCACCACCAGAUCGAGAACGGUGCAGAGGGGUUGAUCGUGGGCGGGACCACGGGCGAGGGGCACCUGAUGAGCUGGGACGAGCACGUGAUGCUGAUCGCGCACUCAGUGUACUGCUUCGGCAACAAGCUCAAGAUCGUGGGCAACACGGGCAGCAACAGCACUCGCGAGGCCAUGCAUGCGACCGAGCAGGGCUUCGCGGUGGGCAUGCACGCGGCGCUGCAAAUCAACCCGUACUACGGCAAGACGUCGCUGGACGGACUCAAGAGUCAUUUUGAUGUGGUGCUGCCCAUGGGCCCAGCCAUAGUGUACAACGUGCCGGGCAGAACGGGGCAGGACAUUCCUUCAUCAGUCAUCGAGGCCAUUGCCACGCACGAGAACUUUGCCGGGGUGAAGGAGUGCGCAGGCAAUGAGCGCAUCCACGGGUACGCGCAGAAGGGCAUUGUGGCAUGGAGCGGCAACGAUGACCAGUUCCAUGAUGCCAAGUGGAACCAUGGCGGGCAAGGCGUCAUCUCCGUCGUCAGCAAUCUCGUUCCAGGAAUUGUGAGCCAGCUUCUGAAGGGUCCAAACCCAGAGCUGAACGCAAAAAUUGCUCCUCUAGUGAACUGGCUAUUUGUGGAGCCGAACCCCAUCGGCCUCAACACCGCACUGUGCCAACUUGGGCUCGUCAGGCCUGUCUUCCGCCUGCCAUAUGUGCCGCUGCCUAAGGAGAGCCGGCAGAAGUUUGUGGACAUUGUUCAUGCGAUUGGGCUGGAGCACUUCCCAGGGGCUAAGGAUGUUCGGGUGAUGGAGGAUGACGAGUUCCAAAUCAUCACACGGUCCUUCCUGGAGCAUGGCGUGUUCGUGGUCUCACUCUCAACCUUGCCUCCGCCCGUCCAAUCACAUGCUGUGCGCAGGUUCUUUGUGGAGCAGGGCGUGUUCGCGCAGUUCAUCCGCAUCAUGGCGCUGGCCAAUCAGCCGUCGCCGCAGUGCGAGGGGGUCAUGGUGCAGCUGCUGCAGACGCUAAACCUCAUGAUCCAGAACCUCAAGAGCGAGAAGGCCAUCUACUACAUGUUCAGCAAGGAGCACAUCAACAACGUCAUCUCCUUCCCCUUUGACUUCUCCGACGAGGAGCUGCUCGCAUACUACAUCUCCUUCCUCAAAACGCUGAGCAUGAAGCUGGACAAAUCAACCAUCUCAUACUUCAUCGUGGAAAAGGAGGAUGGCAGCAGCGCCUUUCCCCUGUAUGUGGAGGCGAUCCGCUUUUUCCACCACGAGGAGAGCAUGGUCCGCAUCGCCGUGCGCACUCUCACCCUCACCAUCUACAAUGUGCAUGACGAGCGGGCCAACCGCUUUGUGCUGAGCCCGUCCGCCAUCCGGUACUUUGAGGACCUCGCCAUCUUCGUGCGCCAGCAGAGCUUCACCCUUGCUCGCCUCGUCGCGAAUGCUGUCAGGAACUUUGGGUCAAUAGUGGACGUGGGGCGGGUGGAGGCGUCAAUAGCGGAGAUAGGCGAUCUGCUCUACUACUGCAACGACGUCAUGAGUGCCGGUAUCCCUCAGCUCUCUGAGGUUGUCUCGGAGCACCUCCUCAGCAUCUGGGUCUUCCCUGUGCUGCUCGCCUCGCUCUCCCCCGAGUCUGGCUCGCCGAAUGCGAAGCGCAUCUCACCGCUGUGCGCCAUGUACCUGCUGUCGCGUGUGCUGCACGUGGUGACCUACCGCCCCUUCCUCGACACCGCCACCCGCUCCAUCGCCGCCUCCCUCUCCGCCAGCCCUGCUGGCUCCGACGGGGAUGGCGAGUUUGAGUUUGGGAAAGGGAGGAAGGGAGUUUCUAGUGGUGCUGCUGGUGCUGGUAGUGCGGCAACAGCAUUGGUAGGAGUAGCGGCUGCUGCGGCAGGCACAGCAGGAACAGCAACAGCAGGUCACAGGUUGUCUGAUACCCAUCACCUCUCUGCACGACCUCCGGUCCCCCCUCCUGCUCACCUUACAACCCCUGCUUCUGCUUCUGCUUCUGCUGCGCAAGGAAUAGUCUCCCCACCUUCUACUUCUGCAGCAGCAGCAGCGGCAGCAGAGGGGAGGGAUGGAGGGGCGAGUGCAGGAGUGGUGGCAGAAAGGGGAGAAUCCCCAGCAGCAGACAGGACAGAAGGGAAGAAGGCCAAGUGGCCGCUGUCAGCAAGACGUGGAAUCGCGGACUCACCUGGGGGUUCCUUCUCAGAGAGGCUGGAAGGGCGGGAGGGUAGAGAUGGGGGCAGUGAGGUAACAGGGGAGAGAGGGGGGGAGAGAACAGGGGAGUGCCAGGAAGAUGUAGCAGCAGCAACAGAUGCGCCGAACGGGUAUGUUGCUGGAAGGGAGGAGGCAGAAAGCAGGCAGGGGGGAGAUAAGAAUCGUGGGGCGGAUGGGAAUAGCAGUGGUGGUAGGAGUGGGGUUGUGCGGUCAGCAUCAGCACGAGACAGGCCAGCUCUGUCGGCUCGCAGGCACCUCAGGACCCACAGCAGUGGCAGCAACAGGACCCUUACCGACUCGCCCCAACGCAUCAAGAGCUCUGACUCCCCACAGCAAAUCAAGAGCUGUGAUUCCCCACAGCUGAAUGAGAGCUCGGAUGCGGUUCAGAGGAGCUUCAGCUCGCCCCUCAGGGGCUCGCUGUACAGGAUGCAGCGACAUGCCUCUGACACCAUCAUCCUCGACCUCGACCCCACUGCCAGCGCUUGGGACACGAUAGUUUCGUACCUGCUGUGCAACAACGAGCGGUGGGUGCUGGCGUCGCUCUGUGUGCUCUGCGGUCUGCUCCAGAACACAGCGGUGCACGACUCGUUAUUGGAGGAACUGGGCAUGCUGCCAUGCAACCGCCGCCACCGACGGCUCCUUGUGGAGGCUUUGGUGGGCAACCAAUCAGAGGAGCAGCUGAAGCGGCUGCUGAGGCGGCAGGACAGUGACGCAGUUGAAGGGGGUGAGCAGGCGGAGGCAGGGCGGGGAGGAGGAGGAACAGGGGGAGGCGCGGAGGAGGGCAGGGAGGCUGACAGGCUGUCACAUGGAGCAGCAGAGGCACCCUUGGGAUCAUCAGCAGACGCGGCUGUAGCACCUGCACCAGCAGCAGGUUCUGAUGCCGGCUCGGUGUCUGGAUCAUCUGUUGCAGCUAGGGCGGAGUUGAGAGGUGACAGUAGCGGGGCGUGUGGGUGUGGUGGGGCAGACACCCCGUCAUCAAAACAGCACAACAGAAAGAGACGACAGGUGGUGGACACGGUGUUUGUGCUGCUGUGCAAGAGACCGCCUCCCUCUCCUGAAGCCCUGUGGCACGCGGGCUGGCUGCUGCGCCAGCUGCUGCCUCCCAGCCAUCGCCUGCAGUCAGCACACAAGAAGCUGCUCACUCACGCGUAUGAGCUGGCGCGUGGUGAUUUGGUGGGGGAACUCUUGGACUGCUGGUGCGACAUGCUGCCUGCUGCCAUGGUGGAGGAGUGGAAGGCAUGCCGGAAAGCACUGGAAUCAGCCACGCUGGCCAACGACUCGUCUCUCGUCCUCAUGCCCAGCCUCCCUCCCCUCCUCACUGAUGGUGACUCGUCGUCAGCAGCGUUCGGCGAGAGAAUGCGCACCGUGGUCAAGGUGUAUGUGGCGCUGCAUCAGAUGAGAGCCACACUGCUCGGCCUGCCUCUCCCAGACGCCCCUCCUCUCGCCACGGCAGCCCCUCCCCUCCUCGACGCUAGGUUCGGCCGCAAGGGGCUCAAUCUGCCUCAGGCGCAGGAAGGCACCGAGGUGCCUCUAGAGCCGGGCGACGCCAUCCCAUGCCGGGUGGCCUUCGAGCGGGGUAAAGAGAAGCACGUGCUGCUGCUGGUGGCCUCCUGUGCGGCCAACGGCUGGGUGCUGCUGGCAGAGCCGCCUGCUGGAAUGACAGCCAAGGCUGCAGUGGCUGAGGGGGCCACAGGGAUCGUCCGUGUCGUUGCUCCCCUCGCAGGCUGCCAGCCGUCGCUGGACCCAAAGCACAAGCGCUGGCUGCAUCUGCGCAUCCGCUCGCCCCAGGCCCCAGCCUCCGAUGCUGGUACUCUCGCCUCGCGCUCCCCCAUGGGCUCACGAGCCCGCACCAAACGCUUGGCGGAUGGGCGGUGGACCUUGGCGUUUUCAGAUGAGGCUGCGUGCAAAUUUGCACAUCUAGCAGUGCGGGAGGAAUCAUAUGUGCAAGGGAACGCUUGCCAAGUUGUGGUCGGAGCAGCCACUGCUCUUGGCUUUUCGGACUCUUCUUCCGUGAAGGGCCUGAAGUCGCUCAAUGGCGCACGAUGCCAGUCUCGCGUCGUCGCCAUGGCCACCAAGAAGAAGGUCAACACCUACCUCGACGACUGGAGGAAGGAGUUCAUUGGGUACGGAAUCUUCGUCGAGGAUUCUGAGUCCGCUCCCGUGAACAUCGUGCAGCAGCUGGAGAAGAAGAAGCUUCUCUCGCAAGUCGAGAAGGCGGGUCUGCUCUCCAAGCUCGAGUCGUCCGGUCUCACGCUCUCCAAAAUCGAGGAGCUCGGCCUUCUAUCCAAGGCCGAGUCUCUCGGUCUGCUCAGCCUUGCCGAGAAAUUCGCCACCACCCCCGCCGGUACCUUCGCGUCUGCGUCCCUCCCGCUCCUCGUCGCCGCCAUUGCUGUGCCAGUAUUGGUCCCUGACGACAGCGCUGCUCUUGUGAUUGGCCAGCUCACAGUCGCUACUCUCCUGGCUCUCGCUAGCGUCACAUCUUUCACAUUGUCCAUCAUUCUCGGUAUCCUCCAAGAGUAG
Molecule: messenger RNA, 5025 nt
Organism: Closterium sp. Yama58-4
Lineage: Eukaryota; Viridiplantae; Streptophyta; Zygnematophyceae; Desmidiales; Closteriaceae
Source: the annotation of a GenBank genome assembly